AUGUUAGACCAAAAUACCAUCUUGGAAGGUGUACAUAAGCAGUUCAAGCUGAUUGAAAGUACUCGGAGAAAGUGGGACGUUACAGUGCUGAGGUCUGACAAGAUUUUUACGGCUCUCACCUACAAUCUCAUGAGAGAGGCUGCGUCUGUUAAAUCUAGCUGCCAAAGUGAUGAGAUUUGGUCUCUGAAGCUGAUACCGCAAUGCAGCACUGCUUGCAAGGUUUACCUUGCUGGUGAUCCAAUCAGAGCAGCUCAUCUUGCAGCAGCUCGACGGAUUGAAGACGAUUUUGACUCAUUGCAGGAUCUUUUAUGGAACCUUCAAGAGUGUGUUGAGUCGGUAGAGAGGAUUGUUCAGCGGCUGGCUUCAUUGCACAAAUUAAAAGUGCCUCUGACUGAUGCGUCCAUCGUUCUGACCAGCCCGGUGACCUCACCCAGCCGGCGAAAGGUAAAACGCGGUAGUGGUAGAAAGAGUGAAGACGGGAGAACCCUGUUGACCGCGGAAUAUGUUCCGUGGUCGAUGGUGCUGGAGGAGGGAGAAGCACUGCUCCAUCGACUUCACGAGGAUUUGGCCUUCCGCAGAGGACUGGUUCGUGCUCUUGUUCCCACCAUUGGCAGUGUCAUAGCUGAAGGUUUUAGAGGGCCCGAUCGAGGCUCACCGCAGUGCCUCUGCUUUCUCUGGCGUGAGGCUCGCCAAAUCGUGAAGUGGGAACAUGUUCUUGAUUUGGUUGAGCAUAUUCAUGAGGUCGCCGCUACCUAG
Molecule: messenger RNA, 756 nt
Organism: Hydatigera taeniaeformis
Lineage: Eukaryota; Metazoa; Platyhelminthes; Cestoda; Cyclophyllidea; Taeniidae
Source: the annotation of a GenBank genome assembly